AUGCUGUACUCCACGCUGAGCCACCAUGGCCACCCGAUUCAGCUCGAAUACAGUUCCGACCCCUUCAUCUGCGACGGAUGCAAAGAUGUCGGCUUCGGCCUGAGAUUCACCUGCCAGAGAUCCCGUUACGAUCUGCACCAGGUCUGCGCCAGGCCUCGCCGAACGCUACGCAGCGCCGUCUACCUUGAACCCGUCGUCUUCGACUUCUAUGGCGCACCUCCCGCCGGCGAGAGAGUAGAUUCUGCGACGCCUGCAGCGGGAGCAUAGAGGGAUACUUCUACGGCAGUGAUUAAGGCAGGUACCUCCACCCGACGUGCACCGAACUCCAGCCGACGAACAGCUACCGCGGCACCACCAUGAGGCUGCCGGUGCAGAUGCUGGCGGAGUGCCAAAUCUGCGGGGUCGAAGAUGAUGGACAAAUCUCAGCCUGGUCCUACGUCUCCUCUUCGGCCGACGCCAGCCUGCACGUCGCCUGCGCGAAGAAAGUUCUUCUCCGCAGAUGGGAAAACGAGCGCUUCCGCGUCCCCACGGCGGCCAUCGCCGGCGGCGGAGUUUUACCUCCAAUCUUAAACCAACCACAGAGAGCCCUCCCGCCGGCGAUCGAGGGACAGCCUACCAGCGGCGAUCCAGCACGGAGGGGCGGCAGCCGUUUUCCGGCGGCGGCGAGGGACUUUUUUAUAGACUUUCUGUCGGGCCUGACGUGGGAGGUCCUCCGGGCCCUAGUAGGCGAUCCGAGGGCAGACUUGGCCGACUACAUCGCUUCGGUCUUGAGGGGCUGGGCUUCGCGAAGGCUGCUGCCGGCGGCGGCCAGCAUUGAGGAGACCCCACGGACGGAGAUCAGUCGUCGUCACCCUUCUCGUCGAUGA
Molecule: messenger RNA, 866 nt
Organism: Spirodela intermedia
Lineage: Eukaryota; Viridiplantae; Streptophyta; Magnoliopsida; Alismatales; Araceae
Source: the annotation of a GenBank genome assembly